GGUUUUGUUGGCACCGCCGUUGGACAACACCGCUAAACGCACCGUGCCGACUCCGGCCGCUGCGCCGCCUGUCAACCUGACGUUGUCAGCCGACUGCGGAAGUACGAUUGACAAGAAGACCGCGUCGUCACAUUAACUCACAUUUUGCAGUUUACGAAGCGAAGAACAGUUAUUCUAGUUUGCAAGAAGAUUAAAAUUGGAUUUCUUCACAUUUUUGAGCAGGGGCUAAAUAUAUCGAUUUGUUUGAUUUCGGAUACGUGAGUUAAAAAGGGCGCAAAAAUGUAUUUUGAAGCUAAUUGUUUAUUCUAACACGCAGGUUGAAUUAAAUAGCAGGUGGAAAAUUGUAUUGUUCGAUCAACCCAGUAUCGAAGAAAACUAAUUGAUGUAAGUUGGUAGAUUAUAUGGCUUAGAUUCGAUGAAUUAUUUCUCUCUAAAUAAACUUACAGUUUUGAGCUGUACGUACACACGCAGCUGCAAGAAGUUUUCAUUUGGUGAUCGGAACAAUUUUCAAAAAUCAAUUACGAUGAGCGCACCCGGGAAACAUAACCUCACCGGUUACGAGUGUGCUCUGUGCGAAGAACCCCCCAACGAGGAAAGCCAGAUGGUAUUCUGCGAGAAAUGCCAGGGCUUUUUCCAUCUCCAAUGCGCCGGGGUCACCGAAGCCAACAAGGACCUGUCAUUCACUUGCAAGAAGUGCACUGGCCUGGGUGAUACGGUCGACCAAACCGGCGACGAAGAUGACGGAGCAACCGUCGUGGACGGCUCCAAGAAAGUGGACGAAACCCUGCCAGGCAAGCCCAACCCAUCGGUCAUCAAUAAGCCGGAUGGGUCAACAGAGCAGGAGGACGCGGAGCUGCAGCAUCGGCUCGAAAUGCAGCAACUCCAGGAAGCUUUUCAAAAUCAACUCCGUCGAGAGCAGGAAAAGCGAUUGAUGAUUCUUCGUCUGGAGCGGCAGAUGCUGGAGCAAAAGGCGGCGCUGGAUGCCGAUUUGAACCAGCGGAGAAAUGAACUCUACGUGGAAUUCAGGCACGUAGUCAACGGGUCGCAAGAAGAAGAAGGUGCUGUAGGCGGAGGAAUUGUGCCUUUCAACGACUAUCGUGGAGCGUUCCCGAAGUAUUCUACCCCUAUCAAACAUCCCGACGUGAAAACUGGCAAGUCAGCAGAGAACUCGUUUUCCAGACCACCGGGGCCGAAUCCACAGAAUCAAUUCCAGUGGCCAGCACCACCGCUACCGGCGCCGUCUCCGCGGCUGACUCCGAACCCAGCGGCGGCUCAGAACCCAGCGCCGGCCCCGAAUCCAGUGCCGGUUCCGAAUCCAGCGCCGGUUCCGAAUCCAGCGCCGGUUCCAAAUCCAGCGCCAGCUCCGAAUCCAGCGCCGGCCCCGAAUCCAGCACCGGCUCCGAACCCAGCGCCAGCCCCGAAUCCAGCGCCGGUUCCAAAUCCAGCGCCGGCCCCGAAUCCAGCUCCGGCUCCGAACCCAGCGCCGGUCCCGAAUCCAGCGCCGGUUCCAAAUCCAGCGCCGGCUCCGAAUCCAGUGCCGGCUCCGAAUCCAGCACCGGCCCCGAAUCCAGCGCCGGCUCCGAACCCAGCGCCGGCCCCGAAUCCAGCGCCGGCCCCGAAUCCAGCUCCAGCCCCGAACCCAGAGCCGGCCCCGAAUCCAGCGCCGGUUCCAAAUCCAGCGCCGGAUUUCUACGACGUGCCCGAACUGACUAGAGCGCAGAUUGCUGCACGAAAAGGACCAUUUGCGAACCUACCAGUGUUCACGGGGCGGCCAGAGGACUGGCCCAUGUUUAUCAGCAGCUUUAACAACGGCAACCGAGCCUGUAACUGGACCAACCUCGAGAAUCUCGGUAGACUUCAGACAAGCAUCCAAGGACGAGCGCUGGAACGAGUGCAGACCAGUCUGCUGUACCCGGAAUCUGUCCCGAGGGUAAUCGAGACGCUCAGACUGCUCUAUGGCAGGCCGGAACAACUACUCCACUGUCUCAUGCAAAAGGCUCGGAAGGCGGAGUCCCCACGAGCAGAUCGCCUCUCCACUUUCAUUAAUUUUGGCGUAGUCGUGCAACAACUGUGCGACCAUCUGGUGGCCUCGGGACUGGUGGAUCACCUAGUUAACCCAAUGCUUAUCGCGGAACUGGUGGAAAAGUUACCCGAUCCAACCAAGGUUGAGUGGGUUCGGUACAAGCGUCAGUUCGCUGCGGUGAACUUAAGCACGUUUGCAGACUUUCUCUCGGAAAGAGUGUCCGAAGCGACGGAGGCCACAGCCUACUUCGAACCGCAGGAGGAACGACGCCCAAACCGAGACCGCCAUGAAAGGAAGCUGAAAGGUAGAGACGAGGGAUUCUUAAACACACACGUAGACGCCGAGCAGCUGUCGAAGCAGAGCAGGGGUGAUGAUUAUGGAGGUCGCAGACCAUGCCGCGCUUGCAAUCGAACCGAUCACCGCAUUCGGUUCUGCGAUGAUUUCCUUAAGCUGGCUUGGGAAGCUCGAAUGAAUAUUGCCGAGGAGUGGAAUUUAUGUCUGCUGUGUCUCAAUGAACACGGGCAAACGCGUUGCCGUUUCAAAGGGCACUGCAAUGUUGGAAGUUGCAAAGAACGUCACCACCCCCUGCUACAUCCUUCGGGUCCGGCGGCACCGCUUUCGACGGACUGUCACGUGCACAGUUCGGAGCAACACCCCGUAAUCUUUCGUGUGGUCCCGAUCAAGAUCUACCACGAUGGUCGCUCGUUUGAUGUCGUCGCCUUUCUUGACGAAGGUUCGUCUUUCUCUUUGAUGGACAGCAGCGUUGCGGAUCAAAUGAAGCUAAAAGGAACCAGGAAGCCGAUACUCGUCAAGUGGACAGCUGGUAUGAGUCGGAUGGAACGAGAUUCAAGGUCGGUGGAUGUGACGGUUUCCGCGGCGGAUUCUCAAAACCGAUUUCUGCUGCGCAACGUGCACACGGUACAACACCUGCAGCUUCCAGAGCAAAAGGUGCAGUAUUCGGAAGUGGCAGCUCGCUUCAAACAUCUACGUGGUCUCCCCCUGGCCGACUUCGCAAAUGGUUCACCGCAGAUUCUGAUCGGCCUCAAGCAUCUACACGUGUACGCUCCACUCGAGUCGCGCAUUGGAAAUCCUGGAGAGCCAAUAGCUGUUCGGACUCAACUCGGUUGGACAAUCUACGGCCCUCAAGCUGGUGACGAUGUAGUGUCUGGGUAUACCGGCCAUCACGCUGCCGGUAAUCUGUCGGACCAUGACCUACAAGAACUACUUCGUAGACAUUUCACCUUAGAAGACUCCGGACUGGCCAUCUCUGUGCUUCCCGAAUCAACAGAGGACGGCAGAGCGCGAGAACUGUUGGAGAAGACUACAAUCCGAGUCGGCGAUCGCUUCCAAACGGGGCUCCUUUGGCGCAACGACUACCCGCAGCUACCGGACAGUUUUCCGAUGGCGCUAAAGCGCAUGCAAGCGCUGGAACGGAAGUUGGCGAAGGAUCCGGCUUUGCAGAAGAACGUGGAUGAUCAAAUCGUCGAAUACCAGCGGAAAGGCUACGCCCACGUCGCUACACCCAACGAGCUGAACCAAGCUGAGCCGGGCAAGAUCUGGUACCUACCCUUGAACGUCGUUAAGCACCCAAAAAAGCCGGAAAAGGUCCGACUUGUCUGGGACGCCGCAGCGUCCGUCCGAGGGAAGUCACUGAACACAGAGUUGCUCAAAGGACCAGACCUUUUGACAAGUCUGCCUACCGUGUUGAGUCGCUUUCGAGAACGCCCCAUCGCUUUCGGCGGCGAUAUUGCCGAAAUGUACCAUCAGCUGCAGAUUCAACCGAGUGACAAAUCCGCCCAGAGGUUCCUGUACCGGUCCAAUGGAUCCAGCCAGCCGGUGAUCUUCGUGAUGGAUGUCGCCACCUUUGGUGCGGCAUGCUCACCCUGCUCCGCUCAGUACAUCAAAAACAGGAAUGCGGAAGAGUACUCCGAGCAGUAUCCGGACGCUGUUGAGGCAAUCGUUGGAAGUCAUUACGUCGAUGACUAUUUGGACUCGACGUUCACCGUUGGAGAGGCCAUCAAGCGAGCUACCGAGGUCGCGUUCAUCCACUCCAAAGCUGGGUUUCAACUACGCAAGUGGGUGUCAAACAGCCCAGAGUUCCUGCAGCAUUUUGGAGUUCAAGUCGAAAGCCAGCUGGUAACCGUCGGCGGCGACAAGAGCAGCGGUAUGCAGCGAGUCCUGGGCAUGUCCUGGAACACGAUCGACGACGUUUUCGUGUUUGUCACGAACCUGCGCGAUGAUCUUCAGCCGUACCUAACUGAGGGAAAACUGCCGACCAAGCGGAUCCUGUUAAGUAUCGUCAUGAGCUUCUUCGAUCCCCUCGGCUUGUGGGCGCUAUUUACUAUUUUCGGCAAAAUCAUAAUCCAGGACCUGUGGAGAAAUGGGUGCCCGUGGGAUCAAGUCUUGGACGAGACCUCGGCAGCAAAGUGGUACAAAUGGAUAGCGCUUCUACCUCGCGUGCAAGCCAUGACCGUCCCUCGCUGCUACUUCCUCGGAGUUAAACUGUCGGACUACGUAAACCUUGAACUCCACGUGUUCACUGACGCAAGCGAGGAGGCCUACGGGGCCGUCGCGUACUUUCGAAUUUGGGUGUACGGAAAGCCGAGAGUGUCGCUGGUGACCGGAAAAGCGAAGGUAGCCCCGCUACAGUACAUGUCUAUUCCUCGCCUCGAACUGCAAGCCGGAACACUAGGGGCUCGGAUGGCGGCGGCGAUUAAGGCGAAUCACACCCUCCCCAUUAAGCGAACCGUUAUGCACACCGAUUCCGCGACGCUGUUGUCGUGGAUCCGGUCAGACCACAAGAAGUACAAACAGUUUGUAGCCCAUCGAAUCGGAGAAAUCCUCAGCCACACCGACGUGGACGACUGGCAGUUCGUAGCGACCAAGUUCAACAUCGCUGAUGUGCUGACCAAAUGGGGAAAACACGGACCACCACUGGACGGCGACAGCGAAUGGCUUGGUCCGGAAGAGCUGUUCAUACCAGAAGAAGACCUGAUCCUGCGGGAGCUGCCGGCGCCCAACGUCCGAGAAGAACUGCGAGCUUUCCACCUCUUUCACGAGAUCGAAUUCGCCUCGUGCCUCAUCGACCCUACUCACUUCUCACGAUGGAAGAUCAUGGUAAGAACCGUCGCCUGCGUGUUUCGGUUCAUCACCAAUCUGCGCCGGAAGCAGAAAAAGCAGCCAAUUCAGACACUACAAGCCACAUUCAACCUGGAACGGUCCGUGAUGCGGACCGAAUCGCUGGUGAAAGUCCCUCUUACCCGCGACGAAUAUCAACGAGCAGAGAACCACCUGUGGCAAGCUGCACAACAAGAAGGUUUUCCGGACGAGAAGAAGAUUCUGCUUAAGAACCGGGAACUGGAACAGCAGAAGUGGCACUCCAUCGAACGUUCCAGCCCACUACACCGGUUGGCACCUUUCCUGGACGAGUAUGGAGUCAUCCGGAUGGAAGGACGUUCGGCCCACGCCGAAUUCUUACCCUUUGAACAGCGGUUCCCCAUCGUGCUGCCGAAAGGACAUGUCAUCACCAAUAAGCUUCUUGAUCUCUACCACCAGAAGUUCGGCCAUGCAAAUCGAGAGACGGUGGUAAACGAACUGCGCCAACGGUUCUACGUCCAGAACAUCAGAGCUGCAGUCCUGAAGGUGAUGCAGACCUGCACGUGGUGCAACAACAACAAGUGUCAACCAGCAGUUCCCAGGAUGGCCCCUCUUCCGGUGCAGCGCCUCACACCCCAAUUGCGUCCAUUCAGCUACGUAGGUAUCGAUUAUUUCGGUCCCGUAAUCGUCACCAUCGGCAGACGCACCGAAAAGAGGUGGAUAUGUCUGUUUACGUGCCUUGUAACUCGAGCAAUCCAUAUGGAAGUCGCCCACAGCUUGAGCAGCGCGUCGUGUAUGAUGGCGAUCAGGCGUUUCAUCAGCCGGAGAGGUGCACCACUGGAGAUCUUCUCCGAUAAUGGCACUAACUUUCAAGCCGCCAGUAAGGAACUGGUCCAGAAGGUCAAGUGCAUCGAACUGGAAUGUGCGGACAUUUUCACAGACGCGAGGACUCGCUGGAACUUCAAUCCUCCGGCGGCGCCGCACUUUGGUGGAGUUUGGGAGCGGCUAGUACGAUCGGCGAAGGACGCACUCAAGGCUCUACACGACGGAAAGAAGCUGACGGACGAGAUUCUUCACACCGUGCUGGCUGAAGCUGAGGACAUGGUGAACUCACGGCCCCUCACCUAUAUCCCGCAAGAAUCUGCUGAAGACGAAGCAAUAACGCCCAACCACUUCAUCCGCGGUCUUCCUGCUGGGGAGCGAGAAGAAGCCAACGUUCCGGCGAGCUCAGCAGAAGCACUGCGCGACAACUAUAAGCGGUCUCAACAGCUCGCGGAUAUGUUGUGGCAGAGAUGGCUGAAAGAGUACGUGCCCACCGUCAACCAGCGGACCAAAUGGUGUGCAGAACAAAAACCGAUCGAAGAAGGAGAGCUGGUUUACUUGGUCGACGGAAACAACCGCAGAACCUGGAUUCGGGGUAUCGUCGAGAAGGUCAUCCGAGGAGUCGACGGGAGAGUACGUCAGGCAAUGGUGAGAACUUCGAAAGGCGUUUAUCGGCGUCCCAUCGCAAAGCUAGCGAUACUGGAGUGUAGGAGUAAAUCUGACCAGAACCCUGGUCCUGGACCAGAGUUACGGGAGGGGGAGUUGUUGGCACCGCCGUUGGACAACACCGCUAAACGCACCGUGCCGACUCCGGCCGCUGCGCCGCCUGUCAACCUGACGUUGUCAGCCGACUGCGGAAGUACGAUUGACAAGAAGACCGCGUCGUCACAUUAACUCACAUUUUGCAGUUUACGAAGCGAAGAACAGUUAUUCUAGUUUGCAAGAAGAUUAAAAUUGGAUUUCUUCACAUUUUUGAGCAGGGGCUAAAUAUAUCGAUUUGUUUGAUUUCGGAUA
Messenger RNA from Culex quinquefasciatus (southern house mosquito), 6955 nucleotides. RefSeq lists its product as uncharacterized. Gene Ontology annotation, biological process: DNA integration. The record is from RefSeq and is a predicted model, not a curated record. Bases 416 to 6835 code for a protein of 2139 amino acids. Gene Ontology annotation, molecular function: nucleic acid binding. Lineage: Eukaryota; Metazoa; Arthropoda; Insecta; Diptera; Culicidae. The transcript has a single exon.